GUGUUGGUACUGGAUGUUUCCUGGAAUUUAUAUUCUGUUUUCCCUUUCAGUAAGCUCUGAAAAGCGAACUAUGAAAACUGAUGAUGGGCGGGAUGUUAAAGACAGUACUUUAUUGUCAGAAAGGAUGGUGUCUGUUAUUGAAGCCCCAGACUAUUUGGCUAGUUUCCAUAUUGACACGAGUGGCGAAGCAGAAGGGUCCAAUAUGCCCCAUUACAUAGUCAAUUUAAAUAUAUACAACACAACCACUGAUAUAGACGCUCCAUCCACACUACCGAUUCAUGGUCAAGUUCCUGGUAUCGGUGAGUCAUCUGCUUCACUUCAGCCUCCUGUCAUGAAUUCACCCGUCAUUAUGAACGACAACGUUGGUUUGAUGUGUGGUGUCAAUUCUACAGGGCGAGGACAGAAGUUUUUCACACCAACUAUGCGUUCGAAAACACGUGGUCGUGGACGAUUUUCUUCUGUUCCAUUGGAUGAUGUGUAAGCACCUGUUUAUUUUUAGAAUAAAAAAUUAUCUGCUUGGAGGGGAAUAUGUUGCCAACGUACCAGCCAAAAUUAAGAAUCUUUCAUAUCUACCAUCAGUUUGUCUCUGCAAAUAUGGUGGAAGAUAGCUACUCAUGUAUCUGUAGAAAACAAAAUUUAUUGUACUUACUAUAAUCCUAUUAGCUGUUUGCUCAGUACUGAAUCCUG
Molecule: messenger RNA, 687 nt
Organism: Schistosoma bovis
Lineage: Eukaryota; Metazoa; Platyhelminthes; Trematoda; Strigeidida; Schistosomatidae
Source: the annotation of a GenBank genome assembly